Messenger RNA from Juglans regia (Persian walnut), 1857 nucleotides. Its product is annotated as protein LIGHT-DEPENDENT SHORT HYPOCOTYLS 3-like. The transcript is spliced from 2 exons. The coding region runs from base 714 to 1289 and encodes 191 amino acids. Gene Ontology annotation, biological process: mRNA transcription; response to light stimulus. Lineage: Eukaryota; Viridiplantae; Streptophyta; Magnoliopsida; Fagales; Juglandaceae. Gene Ontology annotation, cellular component: nucleus. The record is from RefSeq and is a predicted model, not a curated record.
AGAAAGUGGUAAAAAAGAAAAAGGAAAAACUGAUUCCUUACAUUUUCAGAAACAAAGCAACCAAAAAUUCCGCCACUGAAACAUCCUUAAUUCCAAGCUUUCUAGUAUUACUCAAAGAAAGAAAACUUUCUAGUAUUGCUCAAAAAAGCAAACUCCCAGAGAGUGAAAGGAGAGAGGGAGGCCACGGGAGAGACAGUAUAGAGGAGAAGUCCUUCCACUCUCCAAUCAAUCUCUUCACUUAUUCACAUCAUCUUUAAUAUCAAAAUCUUGUUUUGCCUCAGCAGUUGCAGCUCCAUUUCCCUUCCUCUCCCUCCCAGCUUCCCUUUCCUCGAAAAUGGAAAUUAUGUAAUAACUGUCAGUAAUUGGAGCUUAGGAAAAAAUAGUAAUCGGAGCUGGUAUCUUUCUUUUCUUUCCUUUUCUUUUUCCAUUCUAUUAAUUUCAUGCCCUUGAAUAAAAUAGACGACUCAUCCACUGCUCUACUAAAAGAAACCACAGUAUAUAUGCAUACUUUCCUGAAAUAAAUCUCUCUCCCUCUCUCAGUUCACUGUCCUCAGAUUAUUCUAGCUUUAAGAAGCAAAAUCCUAGAAGCAGGAAGCUGCUUGAGUACAAGAUUGCAGAAGCAAAGAAAUACAACAUCAUCACAAUUUCCUAGGAAAAAAGCUACUGUUGCUCUAAGAUCCAAGAAAAAGCAAACAAAAACCCAAAAGAGAUCCAUGGACUCGCUCCCAGAAUUAAUGGAAAGUUCCAACUCCGAGAACACCAGCAUCACUGAUUCUAUUACCAUCAAUAACAGCUUAACUGCCGCAAGCUCUUCUUCAACAGCUUCUGCUCCUAGCAGCCGCUACGAAAACCAGAAGCGCCGGGACUGGAACACCUUCGGCCAAUACCUGAAGAACCACCGUCCUCCUCUUUCCCUCUCGAGAUGCAGCGGUGCCCACGUUCUUGAAUUCCUCCGGUACCUUGACCAAUUUGGGAAGACAAAGGUGCACACUCCAAUCUGCCCAUUUUAUGGCCACCCUAAUCCUCCAGCCCCUUGCCCAUGCCCGCUGCGCCAGGCCUGGGGCAGCCUCGAUGCGCUCAUUGGACGCCUCCGAGCUGCCUUUGAAGAGAACGGAGGGAAGCCUGAAGCUAACCCAUUUGGGGCUCGAGCAGUUAGACUCUAUCUUCGUGAGGUUCGUGAUUUGCAGUCAAAAGCAAGGGGGAUCAGCUAUGAGAAAAAGAAGCGGAAGCGCCCCCGGCAACAGUUGCCUGCACCACCGCAGCUGCCUCCCCCAGGUGCAAGUCAAUAAGGCCUCCCGAAAAUUCUACCCUCCUCGAUCCAGGCCCUAGCUCUUAAAUUGCUAAAAUUUCAAAAUGGGUACUCCCUCUUCUCUUUUUCAGCGUUAUGGCGUUUUAGUAGUGUCUUUAGGGUUAGUUAAAUUUCUAGCUAAAAGUUGGUAGCUAUUACAGACCGUCUGUAUGUGUAAUCUGUUGGGUUUUACGAAAGCAAUGUUAUGGAUCUGAGAUAUCAUGAUUCUGCUUUCCAAACAGUGCUAAUCACUGGUAGUAGACUGUCACUGAAAAAGUGGUAGGGAGAGAUAGGGUAUCAGGAGAUAUGGUCUAUGUGGAACUGAGAAUAUAUAAUUUGGCUCAUAGUUUUAUGUAGUACUUGAAUAUCCAUCUAUGCAAAGCUAUAGAUUUGCAGGGUUAUGUGUUGGAUUUCAUCUCUUUUCUGAAGGUUGCUUUCGUUUCUCUUGUUCUUUUGUCGAUGUUGCUGGCAAUUCGGUUUCAAAGUUUCCGAAUCAAAUGCUUGAAAGGACUUAUGAAUCACUACAUAUAUAUGUCAGAAAUGUCUAGCACUAUAUAUACUUUGUUUAA